UUGUUUUGAAAAUUCCGCAGCACGUGUUUGUUAUUUUUGCUGUGAAUUUGUUAUUUAUAUUACUAACACAUUUAAGUGAUAUCAUUACCUUUUAAUCAUGGGAAAAUCAAAAAAGUCUUCUGUUGAAAAUGACGUUGAAGAAAGCAUGGAAACAUCUACUGCAGAAGAAACACCUCGAUUAUCAUACGAAGACCAGUUAAAUCAUGUAAGUGUUAUCGCAUCUCCAAUGGCUUCUAAGAAGUUAGCUAAGAAACUUUAUAAAUUGAUUAAAAAAGCAUCAGAGCAGAAAACAUAUUUGCGUCAUGGUUUAAAAGAAGUACAAUCAUGUAUCCGCAAAGGAGAAACGGGACUAGCCGUUUUUGCCGGUGAUGUAACUCCAAUCGAAGUUAUGUGCCAUAUGCCAGCAGUAUGUGAAGAAAAGAAUAUUCCUUACGUUUAUACGCCGUCGAGAGACGAUUUAGGUCUUGCUAUGGGAGUUAAGAGGAGUUGUUUGAUGGUAUUAAUUAAAGAACAUCCAGAAUAUAAGGAACUAUAUGAUGAUUGUAAAAAUCGUAUGAAAGCUAUAACAAUUUCAGCUUUGCUGUGAAUGAUUGUCUGUCUAAAAUGUCUUGAAUUCUGUCGUAAAAUCUGUGUAUGCAUUCAAAGUUUUUUACUGUAAUAAAUAUGUUUCUUAAAA
This is a messenger RNA of Stegodyphus dumicola, 676 nucleotides long. RefSeq names its product NHP2 ribonucleoprotein (gene NHP2). The record is from RefSeq and is a predicted model, not a curated record. Lineage: Eukaryota; Metazoa; Arthropoda; Arachnida; Araneae; Eresidae. Gene Ontology annotation, molecular function: RNA binding.